Hypomesus transpacificus is the source of this 1854-nucleotide messenger RNA. RefSeq names its product GRB2 related adaptor protein 2a (gene grap2a). Bases 554 to 1405 code for a protein of 283 amino acids. Lineage: Eukaryota; Metazoa; Chordata; Actinopteri; Osmeriformes; Osmeridae. The record is from RefSeq and is a predicted model, not a curated record. Gene Ontology annotation, molecular function: protein binding. The transcript has 7 exons.
GGAAAUGCAGUGGGACUUUUUUUGUUUAUAAAAUUCCAUAAAUAUUUGUUUUUGGUCCACUUUUCAUUUACGUAUGUUAUAAUGAAUGUGAGUCUCCAGACAUGCACUGCCAGCAGCUGUCCUCACAGUCCCAGGACCGGAACCUGUUGCUCAGCUCUUAUAUCUUUACAUCAGACCUACUCUCUGCUCUCUCUUCCAAAAAUAUGAACUAUUUCACAACCACAUUGCUGCACCGACUCUGCAAAGAGCUGCGAAAGAGAGCUGUAAACCAGCAGCUGUUAUGUGUCUCUGUCUGCUGUGCGUUUCAGUUCAGCUGCAUUGGUAGGACCCGCAGUUACAGUAGAAAGAGAAAGAAAAAGGUCUCUGUGCCGUAAUGGCACAGCUGGCAUGGCUGGAAGUCGCUUCGGAUAAAAGCGUCUGUUAAAUGAAUUAAUGUAAAUAAAUGUGAUGGCUGAAUGAAUAAUUUUGUUCCCUUUGAUUCUUCUCACUUGGAUGCACCUGCAGCUGUGUUGCUGUGCAGACUUACUGUUCUCCCCCUGCCCAGUCUGCUAACAUGGAGGCCAGGGGAAAGUACGAUUUUGACGCCACGGAGGAAGAUGAGCUGAGCUUCAGGAAGGGCGACGUGAUCAAGAUCCUAGGUGCUGAGGACGACUGGCUGAAAGCUGAAAUGAACGGCCUCCGAGGCUUUGUGCCCAAGAACUAUGUUGACAGAUCAAUCCCAAGCUGGUUCCAGGAGGAUGCAACCCGCAGCACUGCAGAGGAUGUGCUGAGGUCCCACCAGGUGGGCAGCUUCCUGAUCCGAGGGAGCCAGAACUCCCCUGGAGACUUCUCCAUCUCCGUCAGACAUGAGUUUGAUGUGCAGCACUUCAGGGUGAUGAAGGACAGCAAGGGAGCCUACUUCCUGUGGGCGGAGAAGUUCACUUCCCUUAACAAGAUGGUGAACUACUACAAGACCAACUCCAUUUCCAAACAGUCGGACAUCUUCCUGCACGACGGUAGUCAAGACGGCAGGAGCCUAGCGACCACCCAACAGAUGAAGAGAGGCAGCCUUCCUGACCCAAGGGCUCAGGGCCACCAGGCCAGCGGUCCAGCGUCGCGCCGCGCGUCAGAGCAGUCCCACAGCCAGACGAGUAAGAGAGUGAUGGAGGAGAGAGCUCACACCAUCGGUAGCGUUGGGAGAAGCAGCCCUGCAGCCUCCCUUCCUGCCCCCCGCAGGACCUCUGAGCCCACCCCCCUCCCUCAGGUGAGAGCACUGUAUGACUUCAUAGCUGAGGAAGAGGACGAGCUGGGGUUCUCCAUCGGUGAUGUCAUCGAGGUUAUUGACCGUCCAGAUCCCUCGUGGUGGAAAGGCCGGCUGCGAGGCAAAAGCGGGCUGUUCCCCUCCAACUACAUCACCUCCCUGUGAGAGAGGACCUGGAACCGUGCCUCAGGAACACACCUGGGCCCUGUCCACAGUGGCAGGUCUGAUCAGCCACAUGGGCUGUGCUGGUGGGGCCACGGAGACAACUGUUGCCACAGCAGGAGAGUUUGUAUCAACAUUACUUGUUGGAGGGACGCACUGCACUCCCAUGAUAUCCUGUUUAGCGAUGGUGUGAUGAUUUCUUUCUUUUUUUUAAGUGUUCCGACAUAUCUGAGAUGACAAAGACAAAGCAGGCACACACAUAUGUUUUUAUAUUAAGCUCCUCUCGUUUUGAUCAGUUCAGAAAUGUUAUUCGAUAUUGGAUGGCCUACAGUUGGCCUUGGCAAGUAAACAUGUUUAAAGUAGACUGUAACCCUCUCUGAGAUUUGUAUUUCAAACAAACGGCACUCUUUUCCAGGUUUAACGUUCUGUGAAAAUAAAAUAAUGAGACCCUA